Leptidea sinapis is the source of this 2008-nucleotide messenger RNA. It is a transcript of the gene Srp72, whose product is annotated as signal recognition particle subunit SRP72. The coding region runs from base 54 to 1985 and encodes 643 amino acids. Gene Ontology annotation, biological process: SRP-dependent cotranslational protein targeting to membrane. The transcript has 13 exons. NCBI's taxonomy places the organism in Eukaryota, Metazoa, Arthropoda, Insecta, Lepidoptera, Pieridae. Gene Ontology annotation, cellular component: signal recognition particle, endoplasmic reticulum targeting. Gene Ontology annotation, molecular function: protein binding; ribosome binding; 7S RNA binding. The record is from RefSeq and is a predicted model, not a curated record.
UUGUUUUAAACCAUAAUUUCAAUACGAUUAGCAUUUGCCAAGUUGUCAAUAAAAUGUCAGCCAACAAGGAAAAUAACCUUGUUCAGGCUUAUGUUGAAUUGAAUAAAUUUUGUCAAAGCGGAGAAUAUGAGAGAGCUUUAAAAGCAUCAGGAAAAAUUUUACAGAUAGCGCCUACUGAGCAGAAGGCAUUUCAUUGCAAAAUUAUAUGUUUGAUUCAGCUUCAUAAUUUUAAGGAGGCCCUAGGUGCCAUAACAAAUCCAAAAAAUGCAGGUUUGGCAUCUGAUUUGGUCUUUGAAAAGGCUUACACACAAUACAGGCUUAAUUGUCCUAAGGAUGCCUUGGAAACUGUUGAUAAUGCAUCUGAACUAACACCAGCACUGAAGGAAUUAAGAGCACAAAUACUUUAUCGGCUAGAGCAGUAUCAAGAAUGUUACAAUCUGUAUCGAGAGAUAGUAAAGAACAGUACAGAUGAGUAUGAAGAUGAAAGAAAAACAAAUAUGUCAGCUGUUGUGGCUAACUUAGCAGAACUUAACCCAAAUGCAGAUUUACCACAAUUCGAGGAAACCACAUAUGAGUUAUCAUAUAAUGUGGGUACAACACUUGCUUUACGUGGAAAAUAUAAUGAGGCCUUACCAGUCCUAAAGAAAGCUGAGCAACUCUGCUCGGAAAGUGUUAUUGAUGAUGGUGGCACUGAAGAAGAAGCGAAAGAGGAAGCUGCUAUUAUUAGAGUUCAGCAAGCUUACUGCCAACAACAAAUGGGUAAGGAGAAGGAAGCGACCUCCAUCUACCAAAAUGUGCUCAAAGACAAACCAAGUGACCAAGCACUUGUCGCAAUUGCCAGUAACAAUUUAGCUGUUAUCAAUAGAGAUGCAAAUGUGUUUGACUCCCGCAAGCGUAUGAAAGCUGCUACUCAAGAGGGCUUGGAACACAAGCUCAAUUCCCGGCAGAAAGCCUCAAUCACAUACAACCAAGCUAUACUUGCUAUUUAUUCAAAUCAGCCGGAGUUUUGCAAACAAUGCUGCGUGAAGCUGUCCCGAGAAAUGAAGCAAGAGCAGCGCGCCACCUUGGUGCAGGCGUCCUCGAUGUUGAAGGAGGGCCAGGCGGAGCAGGCGGUGUCACUCCUGCUGCAGGGCAGCCUCACCCUGGCUGCAGCUCAUGUCUUGCUAUCCCAGGGUGAUCGCAAAGCAGCAAUAAAACUUUUGGAAGAGAGUGAAUACAAAUAUCGUCCCGGGGUGAUUGGAGUGCUGUGCACAUUGCUUACGGCAGACAACGAACACGAGAGGGCAUCCCGGUUGUUCACUGAAGUGUACCAACAUUACAAGAACGAUGAAGAGCAAGUACGAAACCUUCGGGCCGUGUGGCGCGCUGCCGCCGACUGUCACUCGCGCGCCGGAGACUCCGCCGCGGCCGCGCGCGCUCACGAGACUCUGGUGCGGGCGGCUCCCGGCGACAAGAGGACCCUGGCCCGUCUGGUGAAGGCGCUCGUGGCUCACCCGGAGAAGGCCAGGAGACUGGCUGCGGACCUGCCGCCCAUUGCACAACUAGAGGGUAAAAUUGACAUUGAAGCAUUAGAAUCAUCAAAAUGGAUGAUGGGCGCGAAGGUUGUGAAGAAGACGGUACAAAGCAAACAGGAGCAGUCGCCGGGAACCCCAGGAUCAGAGCUUGGUCAGAAGAAGAAAGAGAAACGCAAACGGAAGACAAAGCUUCCACUCAACGCUGAUCUUUCUAAGCCUCCAGAUCCAGAAAGAUGGUUGCCGAAAUACGAGCGCACAGCGUACAGGAAGAGGCGCGGUAUCCGGCGUGACGUCAUCAAGGGGAGCCAGGGAAUGACGACCACAGCCGUCGACCAAUAUGAUAUGAGCAAACAAACUCCAACUCCUGCUGCGGCUGCUAAAAGUCCACGGGUUGAGGCUCCCAAGUCAACUGAGAGCGCUUGGCAAAGAAAACAACAACAGAAGAAAAAGGGCAAAGGGCGGAAGUGGUAGAGCAAUAAAGUGUUCAUAAUGUA